Molecule: messenger RNA, 471 nt
Organism: Oldenlandia corymbosa var. corymbosa
Lineage: Eukaryota; Viridiplantae; Streptophyta; Magnoliopsida; Gentianales; Rubiaceae
Source: the annotation of a GenBank genome assembly
AUGAAAGACUCCUGGAUUAAAGUGGCUACUAUUCCUUGCGCUGAUGCACCUAGGACUUGUUUCAAUCAAUCAGUUUGCGAAUCGAGGAAUGGUGAAAUAUUGUGCAUCAUACGCACAGCUUUAUUCCUUUGCGAUCCAAAGACGAACACAUCGAGGAGGUGUCCACAUAUUGGUACUAUUGGAGAAGCGAUUAUGUAUGUUGAGAGCUUAGUUAGGACUUGUUUCAAUCAAUCAGUUUGCGAAUCGACGAAUGGUGAAAUAUUGUGCAUCAUACGCACAGCUUCAUUCCUUUACGAUCCAAAGACGAACACAUCGAGGAGGUGUCCACAUAUUGGUACUAUUGGAGAAGCGAUUAUGUAUGUUGAGAGCUUAGUUCCGCUGUAAUGUCCCCAUGAGACUGCAGGUAAAUGGUAGUGGAUAGAGGCAUAGAGCAAUGAUUUUCACUUUUCUACUGCAUUCAUAUUAGCAACU